UCUACAAUACAAAUCCAUGUCCUGAACACCUCUCCUCAUCUCUCUCUCUCUCUCUCUUUCUUCUUGUUUAUGACUUCGAUAACAUUCAUUCCACGAUGACUUUUUCACACCCCACUAGAAUGUCUAAAAUCUCAACUCUUUCACUCUUCCUUUUGUUGCUUACAUUUUUCCUCCCUGUAUGCACUGCACAUGCAAGUUCCAUCACUGAUGAUCUCCAGAAUAACUGCUUGAAGGUACCUGUAAAUCAAUUUGUGGGAUCUUUGAUGAGCACUCUUGAUAUAAUCCGAGAUGUCAUCUCUAUAAUCUCAAAUUUCGGCAAUGUUUUUGGUGACAUUCGCCUUACCAAUGCCAUAACUGAUUGUCUUGACUUGCUUGACUUCUCUGCUGAUGAGUUGAGCUGGUCCAUGUCUGCUUCCCAGAAUCCUAAUGGUAAACACAACAGCACCGGCGAUUUGAGUUCUGAUUUAAGGACAUGGUUAAGUGCUGCACUUGUUAACCAGGACACAUGCAUUGAAGGAUUUGAUGGUACAAGCAACAUUCUUAAAGGUCUGGUGUCCGGUAGCCUUAACCAAAUCACUUCAUCAGUCCAACAACUUCUCAAGAAUGUGGACCCACAUACCAACUCCAAGUCCAGUGAAGGUGGCUUCAGUGGUAGCAUAAGUGGCAAUAAUGACCGCUUUCCUUCAUGGGUUAAGCAUGAAGACCGCAAAUUGUUAGUCUUGAAUGGGGUCACACCUAAUGUAAUUGUAGCAGCAGAUGGGACUGGGAAUUUCACUAAGAUAAUGGAUGCAGUAGCAGCUGCACCUGAUUAUAGCAUGCAUCGACACAUCAUUUACAUUAAGAAAGGUGUGUACAAUGAAUAUGUGGACAUCAAGAAGAAGAAAUGGAAUCUGAUGAUGGUCGGAGAGGGUAUGAAUGCUACAAUCAUUACCGGUAACCGGAACUAUAUCGAUGGUUGGACAACUUUUCGCUCUGCAACCUUCGCGGUCAGCGGCAGAGGAUUCAUAGCUCGAGACAUCACUUUUGAGAACACCGCAGGACCUUCAAAACACCAAGCAGUUGCUCUCCGAUCUGAUUCAGACCUAUCAGUCUUCUUCCGGUGUGAAAUUAAGAGCUACCAGGAUUCACUCUAUACACAUACAAUGCGUCAAUUCUACCGGGAAUGCCGUGUGAGUGGGACGGUGGAUUUCAUUUUCGGUGAUGCAACUGCAGUGUUCCAAAACUGCCAGAUUCUAGCCAGAAAAGGCCUACCAGACCAAAAGAACACGGUAACAGCUCAUGGUCGGAAGGACCCAAGUCAACCAACAGGCUACUCUUUCCAAUUUUGCAACAUCUCAGCAGAUAUUGAUCUCUUGCCUUAUGUCAACUCCUCCUACACUUACCUUGGCAGACCCUGGAAAAAUUUCUCAAGAACCAUAAUUAUGCAAUCCUACAUGAGCAAUGCUAUAAGGCCAGAAGGAUGGCUAGAGUGGAAUGGCAAUGUGUAUUUGGAUACUUUGUACUACGGCGAAUACAUCAACUAUGGCCCAGGAGCUGGUGUAGGUAGGAGGGUUAAGUGGCCUGGAUUUCAUAUGUUGAACGAUUCCACGCAGGCUAAUAAUUACACAGUGGCCCAAUUCAUUGAAGGCAACUUGUGGUUGCCAUCAACAGGAGUGAGAUACACAGCAGGAUUGGAAGUUUAGUAAUGUAAUCAUGAUUUUCGAUUUGUUUAAUAUGUUAGUUGAAGCUGUUUCAAGGAUUGCAGACUAGUUUGGCUUUUGGAAAAAUAAGUAUAUCAUAACCCAAA
Molecule: messenger RNA, 1786 nt
Organism: Populus nigra (black poplar)
Lineage: Eukaryota; Viridiplantae; Streptophyta; Magnoliopsida; Malpighiales; Salicaceae
Product: pectinesterase/pectinesterase inhibitor PPE8B-like
Exons: 3
Coding region: 96-1682 (528 amino acids)
Biological process (GO): cell wall modification
Molecular function (GO): pectinesterase activity; pectinesterase inhibitor activity
Source: RefSeq, a predicted model, not a curated record